AUGGCCAUUGAGCGUCUACAUCAGACUCUCCGCCACCUCGACCAGAAGACGCGGCUAUCGAUUCUUCAUGGCCCAAAGGAGCCAGAGCUACUAAGCCUCCAUCUCGGGACAUUGCUGGACUUGCAGGCGCAGAGACUUGCCUCCAGAACCUCUUUGGUGUCUCGGGCUCAAAACGUUCGCCACUCCUUCUCGUCUCUUCGCGCGCGGAGCCAAGAGAUUGCGCGAGGCCUGCUUUCUCUUGGAAUCCGACAUGGAGACUGCGUGGGAGUGUUUGCAGGAAACUGCGCCGAGUAUGUGGAGCUGUUCUUCGCGUGUGGACGAAUAGGCGCGAUUCUCGUGGUGCUCAAUGUGACAUAUACACCAGAAGAGCUGAAGCGGGCAAUCGCUGCCAGUGAGUGCAAGGUGCUAUUCAUUACAGCCAGAAUCGGCACACGAAGCUAUGAUAGCACAAUCGAGACCCUCCUGGAUUCGAACGGGGCCACAAGCAUACCUGGCUUACAGAAAUUGCUUCUGUUGAGAGACGAUCAGACAACCAAGUACAAAUUUCUUCCGACGUUACGUGACAUUAUUUCCAGAGGUCAUGAAGUAAGCGACACGGCCCUACAGACGACAGAGCUGGCUGUAUCUCCUCACGACGUCUGUAACCUCCAAUUCACCAGUGGGACUACAGGCAACCCGAAGGCAGCCAUGCUAACACAUUUCAAUAUCAUCAACAACGCGCGCUUCAUUGGGGAUCGAAUGGCGCUUUCCGAGAAGGACAUUCUUUGCUGCCCUCCACCAUUGUUUCACUGCUUUGGGCUCGUCUUGGGACUGUUGGCUACGAUCACCCACGGGAGCACUAUCGUGUUUCCCAGUGACAGCUUUGACGCCGAAUCCGUCUUGAGUGCCGUCCUGGAGGAGCAAUGUACAGCUAUUCACGGCGUACCCGCCAUGUGGGCUGCGGAGAUGCAGCUGAUUGGACCCCAACACGACUUCUCAAGGCUGAGGACGGGCAUUGCUGCAGGUUCAGCAACACCGAGACAGAUGAUGGAAGAUCUGGGAAAGAAAAUGAGCCUCAAGUACCUGACGAACACCUAUGGCAUGACGGAAACGUCUCCUGCCAGCUUCAUGACAUCCUGGAACGACACGCUCGAACGAAGAUUAGCCACCGUGGGCACGAUCCUACCACAUACAUCGGCAAAGAUCAUUGACGGGCAGGGAAACAUUGUGCCCAUCGGCUGCAAAGGAGAACUCUGUAUCUCCGGCUAUCUGCUGCAAAAGGGCUACUGGAAGAACCCGGAGAAGACGAAGGAGGUCAUGAUACGGGACGAGCACGGGACCUUGUGGAUGCAUACUGGCGACGAAGCCGUGUUCGACGAAGACGGAUACUGCAAAAUCACGGGUCGGAUCAAAGACAUCAUCAUUCGCGGCGGGGAGAAUAUUUUCCCUCUCGAAAUCGAAGAGAUCCUCAUGGAACACCCGUUGAUCAUGAACGCCAGCGUGGUGGGAUUGAAGGACGACAAGUACGGCGAGAUCGUGGCGUCCUUUCUACAAGCUGCGAGUGACAAACGACCAGAUGACGAAGAAGUAAGAAGCUGGGUAAGGCGGAGACUCGGGAGGCAUAAAGCGCCGAAACAUGUCUUCUGGAUUGGCGAUCCCAAAGUCGGUGACUCGUAUCCAUUGACAGGAAGUGGGAAGAUCAAGAAGAACGUACUCAGAGAGCUUGGGGACACGCUGUUGAAAGAGUCACUGGCAGUGCGUCAGUCGUAG
Molecule: messenger RNA, 1749 nt
Organism: Fonsecaea nubica
Lineage: Eukaryota; Fungi; Ascomycota; Eurotiomycetes; Chaetothyriales; Herpotrichiellaceae
Exons: 5
Coding region: 1-1749 (582 amino acids)
Biological process (GO): fatty acid metabolic process
Molecular function (GO): medium-chain fatty acid-CoA ligase activity
Source: RefSeq, a predicted model, not a curated record